AGGCAGGGUCAUGUGUGAUGGUGUGUCUCCAUUCAAAGGAUGCCCUGGAGUGAAGAAUCCCGUCAGUCGCCGCACCCUGGCUGGAACACAUCUACUGCACCAUGCUCACGUUUUGGGGCUUUUGCUUGGCUGUAUGCAGUGUCGUCGUCACCGUCCCCGUCGUCACCAGCCUAGUGAAUAGACCCGAGCAUUUAAGGCCCUUUGUAAAAUACCAUGAGAGAGUGUUUUAUGACACAGAAGCUUUAGAACAGCUGCAUCAGAGGUCAAAAAGAGCCGCGGAAGAGCAUGAAACAUUGAUCCAGCUGGAAUUCCAAGCCUAUCGGAGGACCUUCAAGCUGAGGCUGAGCAGGGACACGAGUGCUUUCACCAAGGACUUUGAGAUCCAGGUCAAGGACACCUUGAAGCCAGGAGAUGUCUCUUUUAUUUACUCAGGAGAUUUGCACGAUGAGCCUGGAUCUUUCUGCCAUGGGUCUAUCCACAAUGGCCUUUUCGAAGGGUUCAUCCGAACCAAGAACGGCACUUAUUACGUGGAGUCUGCCGGAGCAUGCACCAGCACCUCUCCAGGUCACUCUCUGAUCCAUCAUGAACGUGACAUAGAUUAUUCCUUGUUGGAAGAUCCAGACUCUGCUGCCUUGACUGAGAGAGCACAUCAGAUCCUGCAACAUUUCCAGCAGGAGCUAAAGUUAAAGGGGGAAACCCUGGAGAGAGAGAAGAGGAGUUUGGAUUAUUCUAGGACAUCCUGCCUGCUGCAUCUGCAAGUUGAUUACUUGUUCUACCAAAGAUUUGGCACCACAGAGGCGGUGGUUUCUCAGGUUGCCAGCUACAUAAAAGCAGUGAAUGCCAUUUAUGAAGGAGCAGAUUUUGACGGUAUCAAGCACGUUGACUUCAAAGUGAAAACAUUAAGCAUAAUCCAAGAGGAUGAUCCUUCUGGCUCCAGGGACUCGCCAUACAUCGGUCCAGAAAUGCUUCUGCUGUUGCACUCCAAGUCCAACUGGAAUACCUAUUGCCUCUCCUACCUCCUGACAGACAGGGACUACAGUGGAGUUCUUGGGAUUGCUUUUAAUGGACAAACUGGUGACCUGGGUGGCAUCUGCUCUAAGCACAAGAAGUUCCAGGACCAGGAGGCCUCUCUGAACACAGGGCUGAUCACACUGCAGAAUUAUGGCCAAUACUUGCCACCUCGGAUCAUCCACAUCGUCCUGGCCCACGAGCUGGGUCACAGCCUGGGAGCCCAUCACGAUGAGAGUAAAGAGUGUGCGCGUUUCAACAUUGACACCACAUACGGGAACUACCUGAUGUUUGGCCACGCCACGGAUGGAUGGCAACACAACAACGACAGGUUCUCCACGUGCAGCAUCGAGUACAUCGGGAAGCUCCUGAGAGCCAAAAAGGACACCUGCUUUGUUGAAACUGACCGUCCCAUCUGCGGCAACCGGAUAGUGGACCCAGGGGAGGAGUGCGACGUGGGGAAUGACAUCUCCAACCAUUGUUGUUAUGCGGCUAGAGAGCCGAACGGCAUCGGCUGUAGGUUGAAGCCAGGGGCGCAGUGCAGCUCGAGCCAGGGCCUGUGCUGCAGCCAGGACUGUGUCUUUAAAUCCCAAGGGGAGCUCUGCCAAGAGGAGACGGAGUGCGCCUUCGCAAGCAUCUGUUCUGGGCUAGCAGCUCAGUGCCCCACACCCGUCCCCAGGGACAACGGCACGUUCUGCAGCAGGGGCACACGGAUCUGCCUUGCUGGGCUCUGCCUCGCCUCGCUCUGCGUUAAGUAUGGACUGGAGCAAUGUGACUGCGUCAGCAGCUCUAUGAGGGAGAAAUGCCAUCUCUGCUGCCAGCAACCAGGCCAGGCCAGGACGUGUGCCAGCACGGCCUCAUUCAUCCCACUCACCCCUGGCUCCCCAUGCUGGGACAAGACAGGCUACUGCGACAAGUUCCACACCUGCCGGCUUGUGGAUGAGGAUGGCCCCAUCGCCAGGGUGAAAAACUCCAUCUUGGCCUUCAUUGAGCUGGAGGAUGUAGCAGCCUGGAUGAAGAAGCGCUGGUGGGCUGUGCUUGCGAUGAUCCUGACUUUGGCGGCAAUGAUGGCUGGCACCGUCUUCCUCUUUGGAAGAACCCUCGAUACUGAAACAGAAGAGAAAGGCACAAAGAGCACAGUCAGGGAGGCCUCAGCCAGCCAGCAGCCUCAGCACAGACGGAUGUUAAUAUACCAUGAACACGAGGAGUUCUACAUGGAAACCACGCACCGGGAGUAUGAGACUAUCAUAUAGCAAAGCAUCCAGAGCCAGCAGUGCUUGCAGACCCCCUCGCAAGUGGAUUUUCCAAGAGGUCUCAGCUCAUGACAGGUACAUAAAAGAAGGGACUGGACUUGUCCCCAGCAACUUCUGCUGAAAAACCAGCUCUUGGGAUCCAAGAUUCCUGGGUUCUGCCCUCCGCAUAGUAGAGCACAAUAGGAGCCUCAAAUGCUUCCGUGUAAGGUUAGUCCUCCCACUGCCUGAUUUGCUGUGUGACUUUUGCUUCAGCUCUUUGUAGCUCGGCCUUCUGCCCAGGUGUGGACAGAAUUGAUGU
Alligator sinensis (Chinese alligator) is the source of this 2559-nucleotide messenger RNA. RefSeq names its product disintegrin and metalloproteinase domain-containing protein 10-like. The record is from RefSeq and is a predicted model, not a curated record. The transcript has 17 exons. Gene Ontology annotation, cellular component: plasma membrane. Lineage: Eukaryota; Metazoa; Chordata; Crocodylia; Alligatoridae. Gene Ontology annotation, molecular function: metalloendopeptidase activity. The coding region runs from base 102 to 2261 and encodes 719 amino acids. Gene Ontology annotation, biological process: membrane protein ectodomain proteolysis; Notch signaling pathway.